Messenger RNA from Lipotes vexillifer (Yangtze River dolphin), 707 nucleotides. RefSeq names its product ciliary microtubule inner protein 1 (gene CIMIP1). NCBI's taxonomy places the organism in Eukaryota, Metazoa, Chordata, Mammalia, Artiodactyla, Lipotidae. The record is from RefSeq and is a predicted model, not a curated record. The transcript is spliced from 4 exons. Bases 10 to 459 code for a protein of 149 amino acids.
CUGAACCCAAUGACCGAGGGUGCCGGGCGCUCCAAGACCCCAGGCCCCAUGGCGCAGAAGCCCAUCAGCAGGGCCGCGGCCGAGCGCAUGAACCUCGUGGCCCAGGACGAGAUCUGGAAAUACCGCCUGAAGGCUGAAAACGAGGCACGGCAAAACUGGGCCCUGAACUGGGGAUUUUUAACAACCCCCCUCGAGGAGCUGAUCAAGUGUGAAGAGCCCGCCACCCCAAAGCCCAAAAUCGAGCUUCCCGAGCGCUUCCGCAUCCGGCCAGUGACCCCAGUGGAGAAAUACAUCAAGGUGCUCCCAUCCCGCCCAGUCCCGAAGACGAGCCAGGGCUUCAUCGGCUGGAGAUCCGGGGUGCCGGGCCUGAACAAGUGUCUGGAGCACGAUUAUGAGAUCAGAAGCUGCAAAGGGGCGUAUGCCAAGGAGCUAAACUGGCCUAAGCAAGGUAUCCACUGAGUCCAGACAGAGACCCUGGCCCCUGGGGCAAGGAAGGGUGGACUGCCAGAUGCCGGUGCCCAUGCCCAGGAAAGGAAGAGCUCCCCGGCCUCCCCCCCAAGGACAGGGUUCCCCUCCACAUCUGCUCAUGGGAUAUUGUUGCAAAGAACACAAAACAGCCCUUAGACGUUUUCAAUUCAUUAAUGCCUCCCUUCCGGAACAUUCUUGUAACAUAUUCAUUCUUGGCUAAUGCAAUGAAUAAAGCAAAA